Messenger RNA from Vombatus ursinus (common wombat), 695 nucleotides. RefSeq names its product transmembrane protein 107 (gene TMEM107). Gene Ontology annotation, cellular component: MKS complex. Lineage: Eukaryota; Metazoa; Chordata; Mammalia; Diprotodontia; Vombatidae. Bases 78 to 500 code for a protein of 140 amino acids. The transcript has 5 exons. The record is from RefSeq and is a predicted model, not a curated record. Gene Ontology annotation, biological process: protein localization to ciliary transition zone; non-motile cilium assembly.
CUGGGCAACCGGGAGGCUGCCGAGAAGUGCGGAAAGAAUUGUCGAUCUAUAGAGUCCGACCCAGGUUCUCGGAAAGGAUGGGGCGGAUCUCUGGGCUGGUGCCCUCUCGUUUUCUAACGUUGCUAGCUCAUCUGGUAAUCGUCAUCACCAUCUUCUGGACGCGGGACAACAACAUCCAGGCCAGUCUGCCUCCCCAUUUCACGUCCGAGGAGUAUGAGAAGGAGGACUCUAAGCUGGUCACUGCUCUCUCCAUUACACUGGGCCUUUUCCUGGUAGAACUAGCAGGUUUCUUUUCAGGCGUGUCCAUGUUCAACAGCACCCAGAGUCUCUUCUCUAUCGGGGUGCACUGUUGCGCAGCGGUGUCUUUGGCCUUCUUCAUCUUCGAGAGUUGGGAGUGCUCCACCUACUGGUGCAUCUUCGCUUUCUGCAGUGUCCUCCCAGCUUGCACUGAAGUAAUGAUGUUCAUCGCUGUCUUCGUGUUAAAGAAAAAAUCUUUCUGACCGUCUUUCCACAAACGUGGAGCGGAAGACGGAGAAGGCUUUGCAGUCGGCUUUCAGUGCUUGGGGGGAAAAAUGGGAAGACUGUACCCUCGAUGGAGUUUAGGGGACUAUUGGCAGUGUUCUUAUCCCUCCGAGUUUUGGCACAAUGACAUUGUAUAUAGUACUUUAUAAUAAAAUCCAACUUUUGUACCAUGA